AGAAUGUCAGGAUGACUCAGGAUGACUCAGGAUGAGCUGCGAAUCGUGUAUCUCAGGUUGACGUCUCCACAAGGUCCUGCAGUGACCCACACAGAAGAAAGGAAAAACUCACAUUAGAUACAAGCAUCAUCCUCCAGGAGAUUAAGCGAUGCGAUGGCAACACCCAGCAAGGAAAUCAAACUGCGUCAUCGGGACAAAGGGGCCCCCAGCAACUCCACAGGCUCAGAGAGCCAGCCCAAGAACGUGGGUGAGCCCUUAUCGCUGGAAGAGGAGGAACAGACAAACCUUGAAGCACAUGACUUGAUUCAGUGGAAGAGACAUAUAGAGGCUGUGAAGGCCGACCUCUUGGAGCAGAUCCAGGGCCAGCUCAGUGACCUCCUGGACAGGGCCAUGAAGGAGUCAGCGGAGUCCUACUCCCGUAGGAACCCCGUACUCCCCAGCACCACCAACGUCAGCAGGAGCGGGAGAAACCUUAGGAUGGAGCAUGGGAAAGUAUUUAUGGAACGGAAGUCAAUCCUUGAUGAGCUGUUUGAGAUUAAUCACAUCCGGACCCUCUACCACAUGUUCAUCGCUGCUCUACUGCUCCUCAUCAUCAGCACCUUGGCGGUGGAUUACAUUGACCAGGGAAGGCUUGUUCUGGAUUUCGACCUGCUGUUCUACGCCUUCGGCAAGCUGCCCACUGUGCUCUGGGCCUGGAUGAUCAUGUUCAGCUACACGCUGGCUGGGCCGUACCACACGCUUACCCUGUGGGGCAGCCAUUACCAUGGGGCCGGCACUCCCCGAAGGGUGCUCACCGUGGGCUGUGGUGUCGCUCUGGCGGCUGCACAGAGCUGCAUCCUGGGGGUGUUCCCCGUCUAUGUGGUGAUACAUCACCAGCUGCCCGCUGCUUCCCGGUUCAUCAUUAUCCUGGAGCAGGUCAGAUUCCUGAUGAAGAGCUACUCCUUCAUACGGGAAAAUGUUCCAGUGAUCAUGAACCACAAGCCACAGGGGGGAGAAGACCCCAGGCUCCCCACCUUCUCCAGUUACCUCUACUUCCUCUUCUGCCCCACUCUCAUCUACAGAGAGUCCUACCCCAGGAAUCCGUAUAUUAGAUGGAACUAUGUUGGUGUCAAUUUUGCUAAGGUCCUGGGCUGUUUGUUUUACCUCUACUUCAUCCUCGUGCGGCUCUGCAUCCCUGUCUUGAUGAACGAGAACAACCAUCCCCUUAGCACGCGCACGCUAGUGCUCUCGCUGUUCCACGCCACCCUGCCAGGCAUGCUGAUCCUGUUGCUGGCUUUCUUUGCCUUCCUGCACUGCUGGCUCAACGCCUUCGCCGAGAUGCUGCGCUUUGCCGACCGCAUGUUCUACAAGGACUGGUGGAACUCCACAUCUUUUGCCAACUACUAUAGAACGUGGAAUGUGGUGGUUCACGACUGGCUUUACUAUUAUUACUAUCAGGACUUCCUCUGGCUGACCAGACGCAAAUUCCGCACCACUGCCAAGCUGUCCGUGUUCCUCAUGUCGGCGGUGGUGCACGAGUACGUCUUCACCCUCUGCUUUGGGUUCUUCUACCCCGUGAUGUUCUGCCUCUUUGCCGUCAUCGGAGUGGUGUUCAACUUCACUCUAAACGACAAGCGUAAGGGUCCCGUGUGGAACGUCAUCAUGUGGACCUGCCUGUUCAUCGGCCAGGGGGUGCAGGUGUGCCUGUACUGCCACGAGUGGUAUGCGCAGGUACACUGCCCGCGCGCAGGGAGGAGCUACUGGGAGCUGGUCAUACCCCGGUCCUGGUCCUGUAGCUACGGAGCAUGACGUUACCUGAUCCACUAAGAGAGCGACCACACAGCGAUCCACCCCUGACCUGCCGGCUCGGGUCCGAGGGCAGAUCGAAACCCACAUGCCUCACUAGUGGCAGAGAGAACCGGCACAGUAACAGAACAGGGUGGCUCAGGAAGGGCUGGAUAUGUAAGAGAAACUCGCUUGUAAUCUUUCUGUACGUUUUAUAAAUUAUUACACCACCAAAUGGUAUAAAUUAUUAGUUGUUCUGCUUUUUUUUACUUUCCCAAAGGCUUUGUUCAUUUCCUGCUGUCAAAUCCAUCUAUCUUAACUCCACUAUUCCAGCUAUGGGAUGCAAUUACUGUCAUACUCUUCCAGUUAAAGGAAAUGUAUAAUUUAACAUGCAUUUAUUAUUGGAGACCGUUUUACACCACGAUGAAGCCAUUUACUCAGCAAAGUAAUAGUAUAAACUAUUAUGAAUAAGAUGAAGCAGCACUAAGGAGUUUCCUCCUGGGAUAAAUACAGAAUAUCUUAAAUUAUCUUCGAUCCAGAGACCAACUGCCCUUCUUCUCUGAAUAUUCCUAAAAAUUCCUGGUGGGUUCGCUUUGUUUCUGCUGGGAUUGAGGUUGCUUUUGGCAGUAGAUUUGAAUAUCAGAUUGUUUUCUCUAUCAUUUCUAUAUCAUUUGUACUGGCAGCUUUGUAUCAGAUUCCUCUCUCAGAGCUUUGAGGGAAUGUCUGACUGUGAAGCCUCCGCAGCUGAUGGACGUUUUCCCGGUGUUACAGAACGACCGUACCUAUCAUUCAACAUACUACUGAGUUGGCUUUACCGGAUAAGCCGGAAUGAUCUUAAGGUUUCACCCAAAAUCAAUACUGACAUAGAAAACAAUAAAAUACAAAGACUGUAGAAUAAGUACUAUUCUUUUUUAAAAGUUUUAGAAUGACUCAGCCCAACUCCUCUCUAAAGACAAAGAACAAUUGUCAGUAUUUAAAGCUCCAUCUGCCAAGAUCCUACUGUCUGUUAUUUACUGUGCUGGAUCUCAGCAGAUCCAUUAAACCAAACCAAAAUACGCUGCCAGCACUCGUGUGACUGUUUAUAUAAAUCUACUCUGACUUAUGUUAUUAGAUGACCUUAACCUUUUGCUAAUAAAUCAACAGGAAUAUUUCA
Messenger RNA from Paramormyrops kingsleyae, 2917 nucleotides. It is a transcript of the gene soat2, whose product is annotated as sterol O-acyltransferase 2. NCBI's taxonomy places the organism in Eukaryota, Metazoa, Chordata, Actinopteri, Osteoglossiformes, Mormyridae. The record is from RefSeq and is a predicted model, not a curated record. Gene Ontology annotation, biological process: cholesterol efflux; cholesterol metabolic process. Gene Ontology annotation, cellular component: endoplasmic reticulum membrane. Gene Ontology annotation, molecular function: cholesterol O-acyltransferase activity; cholesterol binding; fatty-acyl-CoA binding.